Talpa occidentalis (Iberian mole) is the source of this 716-nucleotide messenger RNA. It is a transcript of the gene SUB1, whose product is annotated as SUB1 regulator of transcription. The record is from RefSeq and is a predicted model, not a curated record. Gene Ontology annotation, molecular function: transcription coactivator activity; DNA binding. Gene Ontology annotation, cellular component: transcription regulator complex; nucleus. Gene Ontology annotation, biological process: positive regulation of transcription initiation by RNA polymerase II. The coding region runs from base 81 to 464 and encodes 127 amino acids. The transcript is spliced from 5 exons. Lineage: Eukaryota; Metazoa; Chordata; Mammalia; Eulipotyphla; Talpidae.
GUUUCUAGGCUGCCGUCACUUCCGGUUCUCUGUCAGUCUGGAGCGAGCGAGCCGAGAGCUGUUCGGGACCGAGCGGAGCAAUGCCUAAGUCAAAGGAACUUGUUUCUUCAAGCUCUUCUGGCAGUGAUUCUGACAGUGAAGUUGACAAAAAGUUAAAGAGGAAAAAGCAGGUUACUCCAGAGAAACCUGUGAAGAAGCAGAAGACUGGUGAGACUUCGAGAGCUCUGUCGUCAUCCAAGCAGAGCAGCAGCAGCAGGGAUGACAACAUGUUUCAGAUUGGGAAAAUGCGGUACGUUAGUGUUCGGGACUUUAAAGGGAAAGUCCUAAUUGAUAUUAGAGAAUAUUGGAUGGAUCCAGAAGGUGAAAUGAAACCAGGAAGAAAAGGUAUUUCUUUAAACCCCGAGCAGUGGAGCCAGCUGAAGGAACAGAUUUCUGACAUUGAUGAUGCAGUAAGAAAACUGUAAAACCAGAGCCAUAUAAAACCUGUACUGUUCUCGUUGUUUUAAUCUGUCUUUUUACAUUGGCUUUUGUUUUCUAAAUGUUGUUUUCCAAGCUGUUGUAUAUUUGGAUGCAGAACAGUUUGUAAGAUGAAUACUUUUUUUUUUUAUGUGCAUUAUUAAAAAUGUUCUGAGUGAAGCUAAUUGUCAACUUUAUUAAGGAGAUUUGCUUUGUGCCCGCCACCUAGUGUAAAAUAAAAGCAAGUAACACAACCUUAA